Actinia tenebrosa (Australian red waratah sea anemone) is the source of this 3089-nucleotide messenger RNA. RefSeq lists its product as uncharacterized. Gene Ontology annotation, cellular component: cytoplasm. NCBI's taxonomy places the organism in Eukaryota, Metazoa, Cnidaria, Anthozoa, Actiniaria, Actiniidae. Gene Ontology annotation, molecular function: protein binding; phosphatidylinositol binding. The record is from RefSeq and is a predicted model, not a curated record.
UUUUAAUCAAGUUCUCUUGCACUGCAGUUUACAUUUUGCUUCAAAUAACUAUAUUUACUCAAGAAACAAUUUUUCUUGUAAAAACUAGGCAAUAACUUGAAUUUAAAAUCAUUCUCACGGAGAAAGAGCUCAUGGAGAAGUAAGUUAAGAAACUACCAAAAAUUCAAGUUUAGUGCUAAAUGCUUACAUCAAGUUUACUGACAACAAUCAAAUUAUUCUAACUUCAAAGGAUGAGUCUGAGUGCAGUAAGUGACAUAACAGUCGAGCGAGUCGUCAAACAGAAAUCACGCAAAAAACAUUUUGUUUUCUCGAUUCAAGUUGAGUGGAAAGAUGGCCUAAUAAUACGAAUCUACCGUAGCUAUGACGACGCUCUCAAUCUACAGGACAAGCUUCGAAAGAUGGACGAAUUCAAUUCCUACCUCAACAAUGAAGCAGCUGAAUACAGGAAUGGAUAUUCACUCCAAGAUAAAGGUUUGUUUGGUAAGGUAACCAUCAAGACAAGUAAACAAGCAAGGCGAAGGAUGGUUGAAGUGGAAGAAUUUCUCAAGUCUAUAGUUCAUCUUCCAAGCCAUAUUUCUAUGGCUGAUGUCGUAGUUACUUUCUUCAGGCCUGUCCCUGAUGACCUGAUGUUUGUCGACCCCGAGAGGUACGAAGAAAGCUUAAAAGAAGCAAAAGGAACGAGACAAAAAAACGACCCUCUUCACAUAUCUGAACCCAUCCUGUUGGAUCAGUACGUAGCUAUCAGUGAUUACACCAGGAUGAACAAGAAUGACUUGAAUCUUAAAGCGGGUGACAUUGUGGAGGUCAUCUACAAGGCUGAUCAUGGCUGGUGGUUCGUUGAUCUUGAUGGGGAAUUGGGCUGGGUACCAGCGUCUUACUUGGAAUCCAGAGACGGCGACAUGGAUGAACAAAUCAUGGAGACGUUUGAAGACGGACAAGAAGAAAUGUACAUUGCCAUGGGAAAGUACGAUGCAGAAUAUGAUGACGAGAUUCAACUAGAAAUCGGCAAACUCGUUCAAGUCAAGCAGAAGAAGAUGGACGGCUGGUGGUUGGUCAAAUGUAAUGACCGUAUUGGUUGGGUUCCCUGUAUGCAUCUCCACGAGCUGUCUACGUCAUCAACCAAAUCGAACGCGCGGGAAAUGGGACGAGAGAAAGCUUUGAUGACCAUGAAUAACAUAUUUGCUAUCACAGACAGAAGAAGAACUUGGAAUCCAUCUUUGCCUCCCAAACGUUUAUCAACAUUUAAAAGCACUGUCAGACGUCGUCGCUUUGAAAAAGAAGAAACGAUACAAGAAGAAGAUGAAGAUGAAGAAAAACCAUCCUACAUGAACAUAGAAUUCCACAAGAAGAUUGUAAAAACCACAACAAAAAUCCCCUCCAAUGACAACGAUGAAGAAGCGGGUCCAUCGUACAUUAACUUGGACUUUCACAAAAAAGACAAUACUAAGGCGAACAAGAAGAAGAAGAAUGUCGUGCUCAAGGACGAGGAGAAAGAAAAAGGACCCUCGUACAUUAACAUGGAAUUCCACAGAAAGAAAGACCAAGCGAUGGCGCCACGUCAGCGAGUGAGAAGACGUCGAGAUGAAGACGAAGACUUGGUGGAAAUAGAUUUUGACAAGAUGAAAAAAUUCAACAGUCAAUCGAAAGAAACCUCUUCUAAAGCUGGUUUGGUGGAGAAUGAGAUUCCAAAAGACAAUGGAUCUGGAAAUGAAGAGGGGAACAGCAUGAAAGAUGAGAUGAAGAAAGUCGAGAUGAAGAAAGUCGAGAUGAAAGUGGAAAAUAGUUUGGCAGAUUCAGACUCCAACGAAUAUGAGUUUCCUCCAUCCUUCUCCGAGAAGCCCCUAAAUACAGAGGGGCUGGGACAAGUUCCAGAAAAUGUGACUUUACAAGCAAAGUCUCAAAAAAAGCUCAAGUUUGACUUAAAAAUCCAUAUACCUGAGCCCACGGAUGAGACAGAUAUGACCAGCGGUAGUAACAUUUAUUUAGCAGUUGGCGAUUACACCAAGGAAUCGGACAGAGAAGUCAACUUACAAACAGGCACAUCAGUAGAAGUACUAGAACAGUCCGAGGGAGGCUGGUGGCUAGUUCGGACUAAAAGUCUUACUAUUGGCUGGGCUCCAUCGAAUUUUCUGGAGAAAAUAAGCAAAGAGGAGUUGGAGAGGAGAAAGGAGCUUGGGCUCGAGUCUCCAACCAGAUCCCCAUUGCGGCCACCCAAAUCCCCCAGGGUACACAGAAUGGCAAAACAUGUCUCUACUGAGCAGAAAUUUUGGAACUUUAUGCGUAAAAGUGACCAGAAUAAUGCGACAUGUUCGAUUGUCGAUGAAAAAGAAGUUUGCCGUGUUGAUGACAGCAGAGCACAGCAGCUGACAGUGAUGGAUGUUAAUGGCAACAGACUGGGUGAAUAUCACGUGCAUGAACCUAGCAAGCACAUGAAGAAGAGUUACAUCUGUGACUCAAACACCGGUGUGUGUAAACUUGAACAAAAUGAAGACCGGCUGUAAGUUUUAAAUAGAAGACUAGUCUAUUAUCAGGGGGGAGGCCGGACAGGUUUUUUCUAUGAUAUCUAUAUUAUGAUACAAGAUAGGAUGUAAGCAUUAGGUGUUCUGGUAGUAUCAUAUGUUUUUUAAUAAGAAAAUUUGAGUUUUGAUACUCAUGUAGUUUUUAGUCUCAAGCAUUUUUUUACAAUGAUUUUACAGAUAAGCAAAAGAUAGGUAGAAAACUUUAUUUUUGCUGUAAACAAACGCUUUCUAAAGUCUUAAUUAUUGACUUGCUUUUUAUACAGUUUAUUCCUUGGUUCGAUUUUAAGGAAAACAGUUUUGGACUUUCCCGCACAGAAUCGUGGGGCUGAAAACUAAAAAUGUAUGGUCCCCCCCUCCACAAUUCCAGGGGGAGAGGGGGGGAUUGUCAACAGUUUUCUUUGGAAUUUGUUCCACGUCAAGCUCACUCUAAAUACUAUAAUUAUAUGCACGGGAUAUCUUGUCGCCCUAAAGUAUAUAAAGUAGAAAUUGUCCUCACACUUCGUGUAAUUACAUUUCGUUUUUUUAUGCAUUAACAUCAUGGAGGAUAAUAAAAAAAUUGCCCUAUAUCUA